Helicoverpa armigera (cotton bollworm) is the source of this 1993-nucleotide messenger RNA. RefSeq lists its product as uncharacterized. The transcript is spliced from 3 exons. The record is from RefSeq and is a predicted model, not a curated record. NCBI's taxonomy places the organism in Eukaryota, Metazoa, Arthropoda, Insecta, Lepidoptera, Noctuidae. Bases 123 to 1961 code for a protein of 612 amino acids.
GAAAAACGAAACGUCACCCGAUAUUUACACUUUCGAAAAUAAUGCAAAAACAAAUAAAAAAAAUGCCUCUACCUAUCUAAUAUAACUAAAUAACAAAAACAAGCAAAAAUACAUUUUUAAACAUGGAUAAGCCAAAAACCAAAGUUGUAAAAUCUAAAUCUUCUAACAGCGCUAUUACUACAAAAUCGGAGCCGAAAAAGCAUAAUAAAAAAAGUCGAAGCAAUGCGGAGUUUCAACCACUAAUACUUAAAAAGAGGGGUGUCUAUGUUGAGAAGAAAGCUACUAAUAUAUCUAUCAAUGAACGUGAUAUCAGUCCAGUUGAUGAAAACUUGCCUGUUCAGUAUGAUUCAGACUUAAUGGCGGCUCGAAACAUCGCGCGGGUCGAAACGCAGGAUUUAAAAACAGAUCUCCCUCUCCUCCCAAAGCUCCCAGUGAGCCCAGUCUGCCCUCGAGCCAUCCCCCGACCAGGCCGAAAGAGGUUCCUCGCCUCCGUGCUUAGCAUCCUCUCAAAAUCCACUACAGGAACCCAAUACCCAGACGCUAACGACUCAGACAAAUUCAAAAGGAUAGAACGAACAAAAAUGAGAUUCAGAAAGAAGAGGGAAGAAGACUCUAUACAAGAAGAGUUCUCUUCUUCAAAUACUUCUAAAAGGAGAGCGAAGUACAGGUCUAGGUACAUCUUCAAUGAUGAUGACAGUGAGUUAGAACAGCUGGUCGUUCUACAAUCUACUAAAGAAAUUACACAUACACCCUCCAAUCAUUCGGAUAGAAGUGAUACUUUUAAAGAUGCGUUAAGCAAGGAGCCUGAAUCUCUAAGAUGGGCGGACGUCUUCCCGACUUUAGGUAAAAAGAAGUUAGACAUUCCUGCUCUAGAGGAUAUCAAAGAAGUGCCACUCAAAAUUCAGGAACCAGUAGUCAAAAUAGUAGAAAGAGACCCGUCGACUAUGGUAGCAGAAGUACCUAAGAAAGACGACAAAAAGUUCUAUAAUUUUUUCGUCGAUCUUUUAGAAACUACUUUCAAUGUUUACAAUGUCAAAACUGAAUUCAAUCCUCCGGUGGCUUCAAGCGUUAAUUCUUCCAAAGUUGCUCUGGAAAUUGACGAAUCAGUCGCGAAAAAGUUGAACAUAAAAAAUAAAGAGCCUGCAAGUGAAGAUGUGAUUAGAAAGCCGUCAUUUAAACACUUUUAUUGCAUAAAACCGGACGGCGAAGGGGGCUGGAAUGAUAAACAAUUACUAGAACAUUUUCAGCCUAAGAGCGUAAGACGAUCUCGAACGACUUCGCCGUCCAAAUCGACGAAAAAAAGACGAAAACUACGAUCAGAGUCUUUCAACAACACAAAACAGAAAGCCUUAACAUUAACCAAUAGCGUGAUCCUACCAAAAAAAGUACUUUUGAAGAAAGAUAGAAAGAAAAACUUUAUUAAUUUACUUAAAGAGCAAUUGCAAAUGGAUGACGAUGCGUUUGAGGAGCCACAGAACUUUUACCAAGCGUUAAAAGUUAUGGCUAGAAAUAAGAGACGGUGUCAGAAGUCUAUACAUUUUCAUCCCAAAAAGUCAAGCGAAGGUGACGUCCACGUGUGCCAAUUCAAACGAAGAAGGUUGCUUUCUGCCAGCACUAAGUCUAGCAGCAAAAAGUCUGGAUACCGCCCCGAAAGUGACUUUAUAAAGAAUUCUUUCAUUAGAAGUUCCGACACGGCUAGUACUAAGAAACAUACGACUAUAACAAUAACUGAGUCUACAGAGAACGAAAUACCGUCACAACAUUCUUUAGAAGUGUUCGGUUUUGAUUAUGAGCCGGUGCCAAGAAAGGUGCCGGAAGUGUACCCAUCUUUUACUCCUUCAGUAUGCACGAGUAUGCAAGACCAAAUGAGUUUUUUGAAAGAAACUGACAGCGGUGCAACCUCUGUGGUGACGGGACGUAGGCAGUUUGCGACAAGACCUUUGAGCCAACUGAUAGAGUAGAGCAUAUGGAAAUUAAUAAAAAAAAUAUAGAA